AUGCCGGAACCCACCAAGAAGGAUGAAACUGAAAAUGAAAGUGCACCGCCACCUCCAGGGUACAGAUCCUCUCAAAACUAUCCUUGUACUUCCUACACAGAACAAACAGCACCACAGAACGGUGGAAACGACAAGGGUAAAGAUGAAGAUGACACCUCAGUUAGUACUCCACCAGCAGUGUGGUCUCUYGGAGAAGGAGCUCCAGAAGAGUCAGAAAAACGCGACGAUUCGCAGAGAUCCACUCUGUUCGUGGAGAAACCUCAGAGCGGGACGGUGAGCGUUGGUGGGAAUAUCACAUUCAUAGCCAAAGUGGAAGCCAAAGACCUCCUCCGRAAGCCAAAUGUCAAGUGGUUCAAAGGGAAAUGGAUGGAUCUGGCCAGCAAAGCAGGGAAGCACCUGCAGCUGAAGGAAUCCUUCGAGCGCCACACCAAGAUUCACACAUUUGAGAUGCACAUCAUCAAAGCUAAAGAAAAUUAUGCAGGGAACUAUCGCUGUGAAGUAUCCUAUAAGGACAAAUUUGAUAGCUGCUCUUUUGACCUUGAAGUCACUGAAUCUUCCCAGGCUGCUCCAUCCAUUGACAUCAGAUCUGCWUUCAAAAGAAGCGGUGAAGGACAAGAGGAUGCAGGAGAACUUGACUUUAGUGGUCUCCUGAAACGUAGGGAGGUGAAACAACAAGAGGAAGAGCCCGAGGUGGACGUGUGGGAUCUGCUGAAGAACGCCAACCCCAGCGAGUACGAGAAGAUCGCGUUCCAGUACGGCAUCACCGACCUCAGGGGGAUGCUCAAGCGGCUCAAGAGGAUGCGCAGGGAGGUGAAGAAGAGUGCAGCUUUUGCCAAAGGCCUCGAUCCUGCCUACCAGGUGGACAAAGGAGGUAAAGUAAGAUUCAUGGUGGAGYUAGCAGAUCCAACAGUGGAACUCAAGUGGUACAAAAAUGGCCAGGAAAUACGACCAAGUGCAAAAUACAUUUUUGAGCACAAGGGAAACCAGAGAAUUUUAUUCAUCAACAACUGCACGAUGGCUGACGAUGCUCGCUAUUACGUGACAGCUGGUGAUGAGAAGUGCUCCACAGAACUGUUUGUGAGAGAUCCCCCGAUUUUGGUGACCAAAGGCCUGGAGGACACCAGUACCUAUGUGGGUGAACGAGUAGAGCUGAGCUGUGAAGUGUCUGAGGAUGAUGCAAACGUGAAAUGGUUUAGAAACGGCGUGGAACUUUCUGAYGAUCCCAAAUCGCGGUAUAGAAUUAAGGUCGAGGGUAAAAAACACACUUUGAUCAUAGAGGAAGCUGCAAAAAAUGACACUGCCACUUACUCAGUAAUGACAACUGGAGGGCAGUCAGAAGCCAAGCUGGCAGUGGACUUGAGACCAUUGAAGAUAUCCCUUGCACUGGAAGACCAGACAGUGAGGCUGGGCCAGGAAAUCCACUUGAAGUGUGAGAUAUCUGAGAAUGUGGAAGGGAAAUGGUACAAAAACGGGCAGCUGAUUGAAGCCAGCGACCGUGUAAAGCUCUAUCACAAAGGAAGAAUCCACAGAUUUGUUAUCCCAGUUUCUGCUGUUGAUGAUGAGGGUGAAUACAUGUUUGUGCCAGAUGCCUACAACAUUAAUAUUCCAUGCAAAGUACAUAUUGUGGAUCCUCCUAAACUUCACCUGGAUGGUCUUGGGGAAAACAACACUGUGACAGUAGUGGCAGGAAACAAACUUCGCCUCGAGAUCCCCAUCACUGGUGAACCAACCCCAAAAGUCUUUUGGAGUAGAGGGGACAAGAUGGUCACAGACAGUGGGAGGAUUCGGGCAGAGACCUACCCAGACAGCAGCUGCCUGGUCAUCGAUGCUGCAGAAAGAGAGGAUUCGGGGCCUUUCAGAAUAACCCUAAAGAACGAGGCCGGCGAGGACACAGCUCUGAUCAACAUCAAAGUGGUUGAUGUUCCUGAUCCUCCCCAGGCACCAAAUGUGACUGAGGUGGGUGAAGAUUGGUGUAUUAUGACCUGGGAACCCCCAGCAAAUGAUGGUGGAUCACCCAUUUUAGGGUAUUUCAUCGAGAGGAAAAAGAAACAAAGCUCCAGGUGGAUGAGGCUGAAUUUCGAACUGUGUAAGGAAACGACUUUUGAGCCAAAGAAAAUGAUUGAAGGUGUUGCUUAUGAGGUCCGAGUGUUUGCUGUCAAUGCCAUCGGCAUGUCCAAGCCAAGCAUGCCUUCCAAGUCCUUUGUUCCUCUAGCUGUCACCAGCCCCCCAACGCUGCUGGCAGUGGACAGUGUGACCGACACCUCGGUGACAAUGAAGUGGAGGCCACCAGACCAGAUCGGGGCGGCCGGGCUGGACGGUUACGUGGUGGAAUAUUGCUUCGAAGGAAGUAUCAGGUGUUCUGGCUGUCAGGCAGAGACUAAUGAGGCAGAAAACCUCAAGCAGCAGGGUUUUGUUCAGGCUUCCUCUGAUGGAUUCUCUCAAGGUAUAUCGACAGAUCUGUCUGAGGAGUUGGGGGAGCCACCUUUUAACCUGGAAGCUGAUGAAUGGAUCGUGGCCAACCCGGAGCUGACAGACAAAACCAAGUUCACCAUCAACGGGCUCCCAACGGGYUCCAAAAUCCUCGUGAGAGUCAAAGCCGUGAAUGCUGCCGGGGAAAGCGAGCCCAAAUACCACCCACAGCCUAUUUUAGUCAAGGAAGUGAUAGAACCUCCAAAGAUCCGUCUACCAAGACACUUAAAGCAAACCUACACUCGAAGAGUUGGAGAAACUGUGAACCUUGUUAUUCCUUUCCAGGGAAAACCAAGAGCAAAAGUGUCGUGGCAGAAGAACGGUUCCCCCAUCGACAAGAACGAGAUCAACAUCCGCAACACGGAGAACGACACCAUCAUCUUCAUCAGAAAGGCAGAGCGGGGCCACUCCGGGGAGUACGACAUGAAGGUGGAGGUGGAGAACCUGGUGGACAAAGCCACGAUAGAUAUUCAGAUUGUGGAUCGCCCAGGCCCACCUGAGGUUGUAACUAUUGAGGAUGUCUGGGGAGAGAACGUAAAUUUAUCGUGGAAGCCACCAAAAGAUGAUGGGAAUGCUGCCAUUACUGGGUACACUAUUCAGAAAGCAGACAAAAAGAGUAUGGAAUGGUUCACCGUGAUCGAGCACUACCACCGCACCAGUGCCACCAUCAACGAGUUGGUCAUUGGCAACGAGUAUUACUUCAGGGUGUUUGCUGAGAACAUGUGCGGCCUSAGCGAGGACGCCACCAUGACCAAGGAGAGCGCUCUCAUCGCCAAGGAUGGCAAAGUGUACAAAUACCCGGUUUACGACGACUUUGACUUCAGCGAGCGGCCGCUGUUCACGCAGCCCCUGGUGAACACGUUCGCCGUGGCCGGGUACAACGCCACCCUCAACUGCAGCGUCAGGGGCAACCCCAAGCCCAAAAUAACCUGGAUGAAAAACAAAGUCCUCAUCAUGAACGACCCGAGGUACCGAAUGUUCAGCAACCAAGGCGUGUGCACCCUGGAGAUCCGCAAGCCCAGCCCCUACGACGGAGGCACCUACACCUGCAGAGCGGUCAACGAGCUGGGAGAGGCAGAAGUGGACUGCAAACUGGAAGUGAGAGUGAUCUAUCACGGAGUAAUUAACCCGGGAGAACCACUCAGCUUGGCGGGGGAUAAUCAGUUACACAGUGGGCUUUCGUUCUUCAGACUAUUAAUGGAUGGAGUGCCUCCGCAUAUCAUUGACUCGUACAUGCGAGAAGUGCAGGCAGACAAAACUGAAGGGAAGUGAGAGUCCGUCCACAGUGCUCCCUCCCACUGCACGGGAAGCUGCUAGCAGAAUAACAGCAUUUUAGUUCUUGCAAUGACAGAAAAACACGUGCCGUGGGGGAUUUUAUCACUUKUUUCCCUUUUUYC
Molecule: messenger RNA, 3866 nt
Organism: Malurus melanocephalus (red-backed fairy wren)
Lineage: Eukaryota; Metazoa; Chordata; Aves; Passeriformes; Maluridae
Gene: MYBPC1
Product: myosin binding protein C1
Exons: 34
Coding region: 1-3741 (1246 amino acids)
Molecular function (GO): protein binding
Source: RefSeq, a predicted model, not a curated record